Molecule: messenger RNA, 3834 nt
Organism: Penicillium griseofulvum
Lineage: Eukaryota; Fungi; Ascomycota; Eurotiomycetes; Eurotiales; Aspergillaceae
Product: serine/threonine-protein kinase
Exons: 11
Coding region: 1-3834 (1277 amino acids)
Biological process (GO): protein phosphorylation
Cellular component (GO): cytoplasm
Molecular function (GO): protein serine/threonine kinase activity; ATP binding
Source: RefSeq, a predicted model, not a curated record
AUGGUCGCUCGGUCUGGCGAAGGGGGCGAAGGGCAGCCUCGCCCUCUCACCCCCUCCUCGAGAACCCCCGGAACCCCGAUAAAGCCGCGAUUGGCACGAGUUGGAACGAGUCCGUCGAAACGAGAAGAGAAACCGAAGGAAGACAAGGUUUUGAAGUCAUCGGCCAAAGAUGUUGCGGAACUCAAGGACUAUCAAUUGGGAGACUGCCUGGGCAAGGGCGCUUUCGGUUCCGUGUAUCGCGCGUUGAAUUGGAAUACUGGGGAGACUGUCGCCGUCAAGCAAAUUAAGUUGACGGAUCUUCCCAAGAGUGAAUUGCGCGUCAUCAUGCUUGAAAUUGACCUUCUCAAAAAUCUUGAUCACCCCAACAUUGUCAAGUACCACGGAUUUGUGAAAUCCGCUGAAACCCUGAACAUCAUUCUCGAAUAUUGCGAAAAUGGCUCGUUGCAUUCCAUUGCGAAGAACUUCGGCCGUUUUCCUGAGAACCUUGGUGUUAUUCACCGAGAUAUCAAGGGUGCAAACAUUCUGACCACAAAGGAAGGACUGGUCAAGCUUGCCGAUUUCGGUGUCGCCAGUCGUACUACGGGCUUGAGUGAAUCAAGCGUGGUUGGUACGCCGUACUGGAUGGCCCCCGAAGUAAUCGAGCUUUCGGGAGCAACAACAGCUUCCGAUAUCUGGAGUUUAGGAUGCACUGUCAUCGAGCUACUUGAAGGGAAACCCCCUUAUCAUAACAUGCAGCCCAUGCCAGCACUAUUUCGUAUUGUAAACGAUGAUCACCCUCCAUUUUCGCAGGGUGCCUCACCGGCCGUGAAAGACUUCCUCAUGCAAUGUUUCCAAAAAGAUCCCAACCUUCGAGUGUCGGCAAGAAAGUUGCUUAAACAUCCGUGGAUUGUUAAUGCGCGCAGAACAGAAUCUGUGAUUCCCAAGAAGUCUACAGAAUAUGAAGAAGCCGUCAGGAGUGUCCAAGAAUGGAACGAGGCUUUGCGGUCACCCGAAGCGGGGACUUCAAAGAAAAAACAGAGGCCAGACCAUCCCAGUACUUCCGGCCUGCCAUCUACCCGAAAUAAUCCAUUGGUCGAUACCCUGCCAUCCCCAACCGCUAUCAAACCCACGGAGCGCUUUCGAUCACCUGUAUUAGCAGGGGAUGACAAUUGGGAUGAUGACUUUGCUACUGCAAUCUCUCCUAGCGCACUCAAAUUGCCGCAUCUACGGCCACAUGAUAACUUUGGGGGCAUGCUCUCCUCUGAGAGACUGAAAGCUUUUGCGUCACUCGACGGGACCAUACUCAGAUCGGAUGACAAUUCUGAUCCCUUUGAGGAUAGCUCAGGCUUCUCUGACGAAGAUACUUUGCAGACCAUUCGACCAUAUCCCGUCAAACCUUCUGUGGCAGAACCUUCCAAGCCUCAAAGCCCUGCAUUCUCUCAGCCUGGAGCCAAUGCCCCCGUUUCUGCAAUGCAAAAUGUUCCAAUCCUCGCCCAAAAUCCCAUGCCGAGACGAGCUCGCCCGGCUCCACGUCCGACUAAUCUCUACAAAGAGAACUCUGUCGAUGAUUAUUCCGACCUCAUUAUGGCCAAUGAGGAUUCAUUGGAUCGAAAGCUGGGUGGUUAUCAAGUACAGUCCGACGAGACUUCAAAUUUCAUGUAUGGUUCUAACUUUUUCCAGGACUUCGAGGAUGAUCCAUCAUCACCCAUUCAUGAAAACAUAGGAUACAACCAAUUAGAUGCCGAAUUUGGCAAUCCGCAUCCCCAGCUGCGCAAACAGCUUUCUGUGAAGCGUGACCGGUCUACCAUUGAGAUCCAGAGGUUCGCUGAGAAUGAAAAUGACGAGGACUUCUCUGAUAUUCUUGGGGCCGACCAAGCUGCUCUAGAUCAGGCAGAGAGCGACGAUGGCUCGGAUCAAAGUACAUUGAUGUUAAACUCCAAACUAUCUAACUCAUGGUUGGGAGACCAAGAAGACGAGGAUGAUCCCUUUGCGCAAUUGGAAGAAGGCUUUGAUGAGGUGGACCUCGAAGAAAAUAUCGCGCGCGAUAAAUACGCACGACUUCGCAACCAAGUUGAGGGUCUUGUGGACUCCCUCAAAACAUCCCAAGACGAGGAAGUUCUUGCAGAGAUUUCUGAACAAUUGUUCACGAUUUUUUGUGACCUUCCAGAGACUAAGAACAUCAUCAUCAGUGCUCACGGCAUGCUGCCAAUUCUCGAGAUUCUUGACACUACUCGUCGCCGUGAUAUCGUCCUUUGUCUGUUGAGGGUUGUCAAUGCAAUCAUAUACGAUGACUAUGAGAUCCAGGAAAACCUCUGCUUUGUUGGUGGAAUCCCUAUCAUCAACGAGUUUGCAUCCAAGAAGUACCCACGCGAAAUUCGACUUGAAGCAGCGGCUUUCGUGCAGCAGAUGUACCAGACUUCCACCCUGACUCUACAGAUGUUUGUCAGUGCUGGAGGCUUGAAUGUCCUGGUUGAGUUCCUAGAGGACGAUUAUGAAGAUGAACGCGAACUGGUGUUGAUUGGCGUGAACGGAAUCUGGAGUGUCUUCGAGCUGCAGGGCUCCACCCCCAAGAACGAUUUCUGCAGAAUCCUGUCCCGCAACUCCGUUCUUGAUCCCCUGUCUCUUGUUCUAAGUCGUGCUCUCGAUGAAGAUGGGGAAUUGACAGAAGUCAUCGAGGGUCGCAUUGCAAAUAUUUUCUUCAUAUUCUCGCAGGCCGAGAAUCAUGUCAAGGAAAUGGUUUCUGAACGAACAGUCUUGCACAGAGUCUUGAAAGAACUGAGGCGAAUGAGCCCAGUUCAUCAAAUUACGAUGUUGAAAUUCAUCAAAAAUCUGUCGAUGCUUUCAACUACUUUAGAUUCGCUCCAGAAUUCCAACGCCAUCGAUGUCUUGACCGAUCUGCUUCGAUCGAAUCUAAAAAAGGCACAUUUCCGCGAGCUCUCAAACCAGAUCCUCAACACCAUCUACAAUAUGUGCCGCUUGAACAAGUCUCGACAAGAAGACGCUGCACUGAACGGCAUUGUACCGCUACUACAAAAGAUCGUGCUCACAGAGCGGCCGCUGAAAGAGUUUGCCUUACCAAUUCUCUGCGACAUGGCACAAUCUGGAAAGGUUGGCCGAAGGGAGCUGUGGCGUAACAAAGGCCUAGGCUUUUAUAUCUCUUUGCUCUUGGAUCCGUAUUGGCAAGUCACUGCCUUGGAUGCUAUUUUCACAUGGCUUCAAGAAGAGACUGCCAAGGUUGAAGAGCAUCUCUUGGACGGUAUAUUUGAGAGUGAUACGUUUGAGGGCCCCGUUACAUUUACUGGCGCCAUUGCGGAAUGUUUGAAGCUUUCGAAGGCUAAUGCAUUUGAAAACACCCUCGAACCUCUGCAGAAGCUUCUUCGGCUCAGCCCUCAGGUCGCAUCCACCUUUGCGCGGCCUGAUAUCUUCCAGAGACUGAGGCAGAAGCUGCAUCACACCAAAGCCGCCGUCCGACUCAACCUUCUGCGCAUAAUAGCCAGUAUUUGUGAUUCAAACGAAGAACAAGGUGGGCUACUCGCAACGUAUGGCCUGCUCGAUGCUAUUCGAAACAUGGAGAACGACCCCGCAGUCCUUGUCAGAGAUAUGGCAGGCAACCCGAAGACAAAGCACAUGCACUCCCCCUCCAAUCUUAUUCUCGGCAUCAUCUACCCCGUCCACGCCCUCAUCGCACCGCACCGGCCAGUCAAGGGGAUAUCUGGAUGGUCGGGAAACUCCCCGGCACCCGCGAAACUCUCUCAGUGUUUCUUCCUUGGCUAUGAGACCUGGCAGUCGAGAUGGCACCAGCCCGGCUCUUGGGUCUGCGGCAAAUGGAAGCAGUGCGGCCGCUGCCAGGCCUAG